AUGAUUGAGGGCCCUGGGCACCCUCAUUCUGCUCCUGUGGGCAGAAGAGAACCCUUCGGUCACAUGGAUGGUCAAUUUGGUCCAAGAAGACCCCCACCUGAAACUUCCACACGAUUUUCUGGCCCUGAACGUGGACUUCCACCUCCAUUCAGAGCAGAUGUUGGAGUAUGUGCCCCACCAUUGAUUUCUAGUGGCCCAAGGACUUCCUCGCCUAGCAUUCCAUUGGAUGACUCGAUGAACUCUAAAGCUGAAGAUGCACCAUCAUUUCCAGGGGCUCCGAUCAUGAAUUCACCAGUGACCGGUCCUGCACAUCCACCACCAUCAAAAGGAUUUGCCCCUCCACCAAUGACCAGACCUCCCAACGGAUAUGGCCCUCUGCCCUUCGCUGGGCAUCCUCUACCUGUCCCAGGCCCUCGCUACAGACCUCCACAUCCAGUUAGAGGACCCUAUGGUCGCAUGCUAUAUGGACCUGCUCCACCCUGGAGUGGUUGUGGACCACCUCCACCGCACAGAGACUAUUGGCCAGGACCUCCCCCUCCAUUUGGCUUAAGGGAUUUUGCACCUGGAAUGAGAGACUUGCCCUCUGGUUUUCCACCACCACAUGGACCUUGGGACUAUCCCUUUCCACCCAAAAACAUGCUUCCUGGGGCUGUUCCUCCACCAGGCAUGAGAGACUAUCCAGGCCCACAAGGUCCACCACCACAGAUGGGUCCCAGAGACUUCAAAGCAGGCCCCCCAGUACCACAACAGAUGAGCCCAAGGGACUAUCCUCCAGGCCCUAGUUUGCCAACACAACAGAUGCAACCCGGAGACUUCUCAAAUUCACAGAAUGGGCCAUAAAUUUCACCUAAUGGUGGUAUUUUAUUCAACUAAGCAGAGCAAAAAACUGUUUCUGUUCUUUUAUUUUUAA
Molecule: messenger RNA, 910 nt
Organism: Polyodon spathula (Mississippi paddlefish)
Lineage: Eukaryota; Metazoa; Chordata; Actinopteri; Acipenseriformes; Polyodontidae
Product: basic proline-rich protein-like
Exons: 5
Coding region: 1-840 (279 amino acids)
Source: RefSeq, a predicted model, not a curated record